Messenger RNA from Centruroides sculpturatus (bark scorpion), 2212 nucleotides. RefSeq lists its product as uncharacterized. The transcript is spliced from 4 exons. The record is from RefSeq and is a predicted model, not a curated record. The coding region runs from base 370 to 1578 and encodes 402 amino acids. NCBI's taxonomy places the organism in Eukaryota, Metazoa, Arthropoda, Arachnida, Scorpiones, Buthidae.
AAAAGUUGGAGCAGAUACGAAUUAAAUAUUUGCAUUAAUCAUAAAGACGUUUACGCAUUUUUUUUCUUUACUUUUCUCUUAAAAUCCCGACGCCACUUGAUCGACGAUGACGUCAUUCCAGACCAUGUGAUUCAUCCGAGAAGACAUGAGUCUUCGCCUCUACACACUUCAUCCCAAGCGUUUUCUGAAGAAUUCAGGAAUAGACAAUCAUUACUUUGUGAAGUUAUCUCAGGAUUAUACACUUAUAUAUAAGAACUUAUUUUGGAAACAUUGAAUUAUACUAAAAAAUUCCAAGUAUAUCUAAAAGAUAUUACAAAAACAAAGAAAACUGGAAACUCAUCUGGAAUUUAUAUCAAAUGAAACAUCUUCAUGACCACUUCCAGUAAAACCAGUCAAUGGUCCAAAAAUCAAGCAUUUUUAGAACAACAAAUAUUAGAUUUAGAAAACAAAGUUAAAAAUGCUGCAAAUGAAGAAAAAUAUUCGCAUAUGGUACUGCCCAUUUACGAAGAAUCUUACGAGAAAUUUUAUUGGUUACAAAAACAGUUGGAUGAGAUCAGUCAAGAAAAAUAUGAGAGAGAAUAUCUCCUGAUGAAAAAUAACAAUCUUUUGAAUCAGAUGAAAACAAUCCAAGAUGAAAAUCGAUAUUUACAUAAAGCAUUGAACUCAGAAAGACAGAAACUGAAAAGGAACAGACAAUUAAAACUUCAUUGUGGCAGCCCUCGAGAAGAAUGCGAUAAUUAUUGUAACUAUCAUGGAAUUCAAGAAGUUCCAAUGUUUUCAUGGGAAACAACAGACAAAGGGUCAUGCAUCGUUACACAGCAAAAAUCAGAAAAAUCACCAUUGAAAGAAAAUAAAACAGUUUUGCCAAAAGAGAAUAAAAAAUUUGCUAAGAUGGAAAUUACAAAUUCAAAUGAAGUAGCAGUUUGGAUUGCAGAUGAAGAAAACAAUUUUCAAUACAUUCCUGCUGAAAAAUAUAAUAUAAAUCUACAAGAAAAAGGAAUGAUUAGUUCAUACAACAAAAACUUUUAUAUUAAUCAAAUCCAUAGCUCUUCCAAAAGCCAUUACGGUCAAAAAAAUGUUAAAAAUUCACUUCAGAAAGCUGAAAAGACAUUUUACAUCAAUUUAAAAACAGAUGAUAAAACCCAAGCACACACAUCGGAUUCAAAAUCUAGUAAAACAGCCUCAAAUAAUGGUAGCAAUGAUGAUGGCAAAACUAAUGAACAAAAAAACAUGGCAAAUACACCAAACAAAAUAUUACAUUCUAAUUUAAAAGAAACAUUGACAGAAAAAUUAAGCAAUUCGCAUAAAACAGAAAUUAGCACUAAGAAAAAAACAAACAGUCCAGAGGAUGUAACUUCCAAGCAUGAUACCUGCCUUGAUAACAAUACAUCGAAUAAAUUCAAAAAUAAAUUUUACCACAAGUGUGUUAUAGCAAGCACAAAAAUAUGCAAUCUUAAUCAGUUUAUUGGACAUCAGACGGGUAGGUUUAAGCAUUACUAUAAGAUACUCUAUUAUUUGGCUCUAAUUAUGCUAUGUAUUUUAAUAGGAACUUUAAUACCAGUUCCUUGGAGAAUAUAAUAUUACUAUUCUAUAAUAAAAGUAGUUUUAUAUAACUCUCUUAAUCCUAAAAAUUUAUGUACCCUCAUAAGGAUACAUCUAACACUUGCACAUAAAUUAUAUUUUUCUCGAUGAAACAAUCAAUAUGCUAUUUAACCUCAUUCUUUUUUCUUUGAGAAUUUAAAUUUCUUGCACUAUGCAAGAUAUUGUAUUUUGCAUUAAAUAAACAAAUUUCAACUUUUGAUAUCUUGUUUUUAUUUAUAUAUCGCAUAUACAAAGGAAGUGUCAUAAGACAAUUGAUAUCCUCCCCAAAAAUAAUGCCCUUAACAAAAGAUUAUGUCUAUUGCUUUUUGUUAUUUGUAUUUUAAUCAAUCUUUUUAUUUUUUUACUAUUAUAAAGCAACCAUUUACAGAUGUGUUUGAAAUUUAGAAAAUCUUCAUUUCUUACAAUAUGUAUCAGCAUUACUAAUACCACUUCUUUAAUUUCUGAUCUCAAAACAUGGAGAUUUGCUUUGCAAAAAUCUCAGUGGGUCAAAUUUGACAUAAUUCCAAUACUUUCCCUUAUGUAUACGUACGUACAUACAUAACAGUCAGAAAAGUAAAAACAGCAUAUUUAGAUUAUGCACAAUGAUAAGAAUUUAUACAAUCAUCCUUUU